AUGGAUGUGCCUUCACCCCAGAAGUUCCAACCUGUGCCUUCCAUCUUGAAGAAAAUUUUCCAGGAUCAAGAGGCGGCCACAACCAAAGGGGACUCCUGAGAUUUCUGCUACGUAAAGGAUCUCGGUACCCGUGGGAAGAUACUCCGACUUCUCCUCGAUCAAGGUCUCUUUCUUGACUCCGAGAAGCUUCCUCAAGCCUCCUCCUGCCUGCGGAAGCUGCUCCACUUUAACCUGUCUGCCAUUCAAGAUAAGGAGAAGUUGACAAUGGCCCAGCUGGGCCUAGAUUUGGGGCCCAACACUUCCCAUAAGCUGGGACCGGAACUGGAGUUGGCUCUGUCCCUGGUUCAGGAACACGUGUGGGGCCAGUCCAUCCCCAGACCAGGUAAAAUGCUUGUGUUACAGUCAGUACCAUGGCCACAAGGUGUUGUGCACUUCAACCUGCUGGACGUGGCUAAGGAUUGGAGUAACAACCCCCGGAAGAAUUUAGGCUUGUUGCUAGAGAUACUAGUCAAAGGAAACAGCGAGUCGGGGGUGAAUUUUCAGCUUCAGGACACCUGUGCCGGACUGAGACAGUCCCUUCAUGCUUCCCUGCUGGUGGUGACUCUCAACCCUGAGCAAUGCCACCCGUCAUCCCAAAGAAGGAGGGAAGCCAUCUCUGCCCCUAAGGCUUCUUGCAAGAGCCUCUGCCAUUGUCACCAGCUGUUCGUCAACUUCCGGGACUUAGGUUGGCACAAGUGGAUUAUUGCUCCCAAAGGGUUCAUGGCAAACUAUUGCCAUGGAGAUUGUCCUUUCUCGCUGACCACCUCCCUCAACAGUUCCAAUUAUGCUUUCAUGCAAGCACUGAUGCAUGCAGUUGACCCAGAGAUCCCCCAGGCUGUCUGUAUCCUCACUAAGCUGUCCCCCAUUUCCAUGCUCUAUCAGGACAAUGACGACAAUGUCAUUUUACGACAUUAUGAAGACAUGGUAGUGGACGAAUGUGGAUGUGGGUAG
Messenger RNA from Ailuropoda melanoleuca (giant panda), 990 nucleotides. RefSeq names its product growth/differentiation factor 3-like. Gene Ontology annotation, cellular component: extracellular region. NCBI's taxonomy places the organism in Eukaryota, Metazoa, Chordata, Mammalia, Carnivora, Ursidae. The record is from RefSeq and is a predicted model, not a curated record. Gene Ontology annotation, molecular function: growth factor activity; cytokine activity.